AUGGCGACUGUUCGACACGCAUACCGCGAGGAUGUGCCCACAAUCCUGGGCUUCAUCCAGGAUCUCGCCGACUAUGAAAAGGAAUCCGAUGCUGUCAAGGCGACUGUCGAGACUCUGGAGAACACAAUUGCCUUUGCGCCAUCAGGCGUUGUCAGCCCCCAAAACUCCCUGCCCGUGACUGAGAACAUCUCAGCAACUCGUCCUUCGCGGUGUUUCCUCAUCUUCGACGAACAAGGCAAAGCCGCGGGAAUGGCGCUCUAUUUCUACAACUAUAGUACAUGGCGGUCCAAGUCUGGCAUCUACCUGGAAGACCUUUACGUCGACCCCUCAUACCGUGGCAAAGGAUACGGCAAGAAGCUGCUGUCAGCGCUGGCCAAGGAGGUUGUCGCAAUGGACGGCGGUCGUCUGGAGUGGUCCGUGUUGAAGUGGAACGAGCCGAGCAUCAAGUUCUAUGAGCUCAUCGGAGCCACCGCAAUGAACGACUGGGUGGGAAUGCGUGUUGAUGGACCGACGCUGAACAAGCUUGCCACCCUGACCGACUAA
Molecule: messenger RNA, 543 nt
Organism: Trichoderma aggressivum f. europaeum
Lineage: Eukaryota; Fungi; Ascomycota; Sordariomycetes; Hypocreales; Hypocreaceae
Exons: 2
Coding region: 1-543 (180 amino acids)
Biological process (GO): protein acetylation
Molecular function (GO): N-acetyltransferase activity
Source: RefSeq, a predicted model, not a curated record